This is a messenger RNA of Helicoverpa zea (corn earworm), 867 nucleotides long. RefSeq lists its product as uncharacterized. Bases 1 to 867 code for a protein of 288 amino acids. The transcript has a single exon. The record is from RefSeq and is a predicted model, not a curated record. Lineage: Eukaryota; Metazoa; Arthropoda; Insecta; Lepidoptera; Noctuidae.
AUGUCUGAUCCAGAAAAUUUUUCUGACGCUGACGGUAAAGAAAUGGGGACUCCCGUCUCUUGUGAAGUAUCGAAAGUCGGACUUCCAAUGCGUUGUCCGCCCUUUUGUCCGGAAGAGCCAGCUGUAUGGUUCGCCCAAAUAGAGGGCCAGUUUGUCCUAGGAAGAAUAAGUAGCGAUACGACAAAAUUCUAUACCGUGGUUACUCAACUAGAAACGAAGUACGCAAUGCAGGUUAAAGACAUUAUCACAAAGCCGCCAGAGACAAAUAAGUAUGAAAAAUUAAAAACUGAAUUAAUUAAUCGUCUUUCUGCGUCACAGGAAAAGCGGAUCCAGCAAUUAUUAAUCCAUGAGGAGCUAGGCGAUCGCCGGCCUUCUCAGUUUCUACGGCAUCUACAAAAUUUAGCUGGACCCGCUGGAGCUUCGGAUUUUGUGAAAAGUCUGUGGACUAACCGCUUGCCGCAAAAUAUACAGACAGUGAUUGCUUCACAGAUUGCCGACCUGCCGGUAGAAAAGCUAGCAGAGAUUGCUGACCGGGUGUACGAAAUUGUACCAUGCACCCCGCAAGUCGCUGCCACCGCGUCCACCAUCACCGCGCCGGACUUGGUCAAAGAAGUAAGCGAACUUACAAAACAAGUUGCCCGGCUGUCAUCGCAAAUGAACAGCAAGUGGAGAGGGCGCUCUCGCUCUCGCUCACAGUCUCGGCACAACCAAAGAAGGUAUUAUCGCAGUCGCUCUAAUAACUCUAAGACUCCACAACCACCACCGAACCACCCGCAUUGCUACUACCAUUACACCUUUGGAGACAAGGCAAACAAGUGUAGACAACCAUGCACAUUUACGUCGGAAAACGCAAAGGGCGGUCGCUAG